Messenger RNA from Conger conger (European conger), 2220 nucleotides. Its product is annotated as transmembrane protein 132B-like. The annotation marks the transcript as partial. The transcript is spliced from 12 exons. The record is from RefSeq and is a predicted model, not a curated record. NCBI's taxonomy places the organism in Eukaryota, Metazoa, Chordata, Actinopteri, Anguilliformes, Congridae.
UUCAGUAUUUUCAUAUCAUUGCCACAGCCAGCUGCCCCCCCCCCCUCCCCCUCUCUGCCUGCCCAGAUCAGCGUGUCCCCCCCUUGGCACGCCCUCCCUCUGUCGCAGUCUGACCUGGGCCUCCUCUUCUCCAACACCACCCCGUUCGCCUGCUCGCAGUCCCUGCUCAUGGUGCCUCCUACAGGGGCGCGCUCCACACCGGGGGUCCAGGCUUCCUUUGGGCCUUACUUCACCUCACAGAGCCCGGCAGGCCCCUCUGUUCUUCAUCAGGUCGCAUGUUUCUCAUUGGAUGGUUUGGAGGGGAGCUUUAGGGUUGCCAUGACAGUGGCCGUACACUGGUGGGUGGAGUAUUCUGGCCGCAACAGCCCACUCCCGCCCCACGGUGGAGUGGUGAGCACAUUCUCCUUCACAGACCGGGAGAUCGUAGGCAUCGCCCCCAUAACUGAGAGCAGCACGAUCAUCAAUACUGCCAUCCUGAACAGCCAGCGCGUGUCAAUUCCUGUCCUGGUCCUGGCUGUGGGUCCUGAGGGGAAGGUGUCUGACGUCACCGCCGCGGUCACCUGCCGUUCGGCUAACGAGGACAUCGUCAAGGUUUCCAGUGACUGCUCCACCCUCUUUGUGGACGGGAGCGAAUCGGGGGUGGGCAGCGCUUGUGUGGGGGUGGAGUUCCGCCUGGGCAGGCUCGGGGGGGGGCAGUGCGUGUCCGUCUGGGUGCCCGCGCUGCCCCUCCGGGUGUCCCUCUCCGACCCCGUCCUGAGCCCCAUCCAGGGCUGGAGCCAGCUGGCCCAGGGCCGGUGCUCUCCCGUCUAUCAGCGUUCUGCGGUCCAGGUCCUGGCGCAGUUCACUGCUCAGUCUGUGGAGACCGGCCAGCUCACCUACAUGCUGGGUUCACCCGAUUGGUUCAUGGACGUGACUGAACUGGUCCGUGACUGGCUGAAGGUGGAGCACCCAAUGGUGGCUGAGCUCGACGAGCAAACCUAUCUGAUUGGCUUACAGCCUGGAGUGACAUCCCUGCAAGUCAUAUCUAACCAAUGGGAUGGAGUCCUGGGUUCCUGUGAUGUCACUGUGACUGCGGACCAUGUGACAGCCGGUGACCUAUCGGUCCAGUUGGUGGGAGGACUGAGUCUGUCAGUCACUGCCAACCCGGCCCACCCCUCCAUAGUCACGGCAACGGCUAUGGCUCACAACAUUCUGUACAGCUAUGGGCAGGAAGCAUCCUUCAGCGUCUGGCUCCAGUUCAGCGAUGAAACGGCCACGCUAGUCUCCGCCUUCGAGCCCGCCCCCUUCUCCCUGCAGCUGUCCUCAUUGGCUGAGACUGUGGUCGCCGUGACGCCCGGGCCGACCCAGCGGGUGGUUGCCCAGGGCGAUGGGGGCGGACCUUUGCUGAGGGCAGAGCUGCUGGUCUCCACCUGUCAGCCAAUGACUGACUCGGCUCAGAAGCAAGCAGCCAAUGAGAGAGCAGGCGGGGGAGGAAGCGGCGGGACUAAGACGCUAGCCAGGGGCUCUGGUUGGGUGAGAGUGAAUGUGGACUGGGAGCUCCACCCUGAGGGCGGCGAGGAGCCCUGGUUCGAGGUGCUGGAAAUGUCUGACCUGUCUGAGAGAGAGCUGUAUGAACUGACCACUUCCUCCGGCCUGGACAGGGAGGAGGAGGAGGAUGAAGAUGCCUAUGGUGGCAGGAACCACAGCCUGAGGAGCCCACUGGAGAGAGCAGUGCUGAGGCCCGGCCGUAAUGGGGGCGGGGGGUUCUCCCCCCCCAGCAGAGAGGGGGGCGGCGGGGGGGACGGGGAGCUGCAGGUGGGGGCCGGGACCCUGCUCUCCCUCCUCUGCUUCUCCACACUCCUCUUCCUGGCAAACUUCCUCCCCUGCGCCCUGCGGGGGAGAGGGAGACUGCUUGUGGCCAAACUCCACACUGGACCCAUUUCCCCAGGACCUGGCUUCCAGGGACGGGUGGAGUCCGUCUGUGAGGAGCAGCCAGGAAACUACAGCCUGGUCCUCAGUCCUGUGGUGUAUGAUGACCUAGGCCUUUACGAAUGCCAGGACAAGGAUGGGUCCAUUCUUUCAGAUGUGAAGCUACACAUUUCUGAUUUUGAAAAGGCCUUUGACUAUGUGGAUGGGGAGAUGCUGUGGAAAUUGAUGGCGCACUGGGGGCAACAUGGCUCAGGCAGUAAGAGCAGUCAUCUGGCAGUCAACAAACUACAGACAUUCAUUAACCGCCACUAA